AUGGGUAGUGGAUCUACAAAAAUUUUAUCAUAUGAUGAAGCUUCAAAACGAUUUUUUCCAAAUGAUUUAGAACGUAUUGAAAUAACAUUUCGUGAUAUAACUAAUGGAACAAAUGAACUUAGUUAUACAAAUUUUAAACGUGAUGUAUUUGCUAAUUUUUUACCUGAAAAAUUAGCUAAUCGUCUUUAUCAACUCUACAUGAAUUCAUCUCGAACAGGAAUGUCUUAUAAAGAUCUUAUUUGUUGUUUGGGAUUGAUCUAUUAUGGUAUACAAAAAGAACGCAUGCAACUUCUCUAUGCAAUAUUUACUCAAACUGGAAUAUUAUAUUGGUAUGAUGUUGAAGAAUUUCUUCGUCUAUGUGGUGAACAAUUACCUAAAGAAUUUGAAAAUUUAUUUCAAAAAAAUGAAAUAGUAACACAAGAAAAAUUUCUUCAAUGGUUAGACAAUAAUCGUGGUCAUACAACAACAAUAACAGAUUGGCUUAUGGAUGAACAACGUUUAUAUGAAUUAUCAACAUAUACAAAUGAUAGAAUUUAUGAUCAAUAUUCAAUACUUGCUGGUGUUACACAUUUAUCAGAAAAAGAAAUCAAAGAAUUAGAACAAAUGUAUUAUCAAUUCUGUACAUUGAAUAAUAAUAGACAACAACAAAUAACACCACAAAUAUUUUCAAAUAUAAUUUCACCAGUUCUUCCAUCUAUGUUAAUAUCGGCAGUUUUUGAAGCUUUCGAUGAAAAUCAAGAUGGAUGUAUUGAUUUUAAAGAAUUUUCUUGUGGAAUUAGUGCUGCUUGUCGAGGUCCACAAUGUGAAAGAUAUAAAUUUCUCUUUCGUGUAUUUGAUCGUGAUCAUGAUGGUGUACUCAAUCAUUCUGAUAUUAUUUACAUGACAUCGUGUCUUAUUGAAGUUGCUCAAUUUGUUUAUGCAUCGGAUAUGCAUAUAAAAACUUCACGUGAAUUAUAUGCUGAUAUGAUUUCAGAAAAAAAUGAAUCAAUAUUGAAAUCAGAAGAUUUUUUACUAUGGUGCCAAAAAGAUGCAUUAAUUAUUGAAUUACUGGAUCUUAUUUUUCAAAUUUGUCAUGUUGUACUUGGUUUACGACCAUUAUCACAACAAGAUGAAUUAACAAUUGUAAAACAUUUUCUUCGACGUGAAAAAUAUCCAUUUAAUGAAUCAGAAGUGGUAUAUAAUCGGGCUACAUCAAAACCUGGUUCAUCAUGGUUUCUUAUUUCAAUGGAUUGGUGGCUUAGAUGGGAAGCAGUAUGUUCUUCAUCAAUUAUAAAUAGUAAUGAAUUAAAAAAUAAAAAAAUUUCAUCGAUUAAAUCGAAUAAAACUGAUAAUAAAUGUGAACUUGGUGAUAUUGAUAAUAAUGUAUUAACAGAAAAAAUUAUUUCAAAUGAUUGUAUUCAACUUAAACCAAAUCUUCGUCGUGGAAUUCAUUUUGAAAUGAUACCUGAAUUAUUAUGGAUAUUUUUACGUAAAUAUUAUCAUUGUAAUGGACCAAUUGUAUGUCGAAAAGUAACAUAUAGAAAAAAUCUUAAUAGACCUGAACUUGAUCUUUAUCCGUUAACUAUAAAAAUUUAUCGUAAUCGAAUACUUUCACCACAACAAAUCGAAGCAAUAGCAACAAAUAAAAAUAAUAAUAAUAAUAAUAAUAAUAAUUCUAUGCAUUUUGCUUAUCCAUUACUUAAUUAUGUUUCAGCAAGCAUGUUUGGUUCAAAUAAUUCUUCAACUUCCAUGACAUCAAAUGCACCUCGACAUCAUUUAGCUUGUUCAUAUUUUGUUAGUCAAUAUCAAACAGUUCGAUCACUUACUGAAGAACUUUCAAUUAAAUUUGGAAAAUCUUUAGAUGAAAUAAGACUAUGGAUGAGAUUUAAUGAAAAUGAUCUUCGACAAAUAGAUUUUGAAUCUAUUGAUGAAAUAACAUGUCAAGAAGCAGGUUUUAAUCAAAAUAGUGAAAUUUUAUUAGAAAUACGUAAUAAUGAUUUAACAUGGCCUGAAGAAUUAUAUACAUUAGCAACACGUUCAAAAACAUUAGCAGUGUCAACAUUAUCAAUAAAUAAUUCAAUAGGAAAUGUUGACGAAGAAGGACGUGGUCAAAUAGGUCUAUCAAAUUUAGGCAAUACAUGUUUUCUUAAUGCUGCUGUACAAUGUCUUAGUAAUUCAUUUCCAUUAACAUUUUAUUUUCUUCAUAAAUAUCAUUUAUUUGAAAUAAAUAAAGAUAAUCCAAUUGGAAUGCAAGGAAAUAUAGCUUUACGUUAUGGACAAUUGCUUACUAAACUUUGGGGAAAUGUUCGUGGACCAUUAGCACCAUUUGAAUUAAGAGGUUCAGUUGCAAAAUUUGGUUCAUCACGUUUUACAGAUUUUCAACAACAUGAUUCACAAGAAUUUCUUUCAUUUUUACUUGAUGGUCUACAUGAAGAUCUUAAUCGUGUUCAUGAUAAACCAUAUGUUGAACUUAAAGAUAGUGAUGAUAGACCAGAUGAAGAUGUUGCAUCUGAACAUUGGUCAAAUCAUGUAGCACGAAAUUCAUCAAUUAUUGUUGAUUUAUUUCAUGGUCUACUUCGUUCACAAGUUAAAUGUCGAAUAUGUGAAUUAAAAAGUGUUCGAUUUGAUCCAUUUAAUAUUCUUUCAUUACCAUUACCAAUAGAUACAUCAGUUUAUAUUGAAGUUAAACUUAUUCGUCUUAAUGGUUUAAAACCAAUUCGAUAUGGUAUUAAACUUGAUGGUGAAUUAACAGUUGAUCAUAUAAAAAAACAAUUAUCUAUAUUAUCAUCAUUAUCUAUUGAACAAAUUGGAUUUUUUGAUGUAACAUUACCAUCAUGUCUUCGUCGUUAUACAUUAAUGGAUUCUAAUCAAACAAAAAUCAAACAAUUAAAUAUACGUGAUUUUGUUGCUUUUGAAUUACCAUUAAUAACAUCUAUUGAUAAUAAUAAUACUUUAUCAUCAAUAUCAUAUAUUGUUGCUGUACAUCGUCGAUUAGAACGUCAAGAACGUUAUUUAUCACCUUUAACACGUCAAAAAAUUUUAUUUUUUGGUCAACCAAUAAUUGUUCCAUAUAAUGAAAAUAAUUCAAUAAAAAUAACAAAUAAAUAUAUAUAUGAAAAUAUAUCUAAACAAUUAGAACGUUUAUUACGUAAAACAACUGAUUUAACAUCAAAAUCAAAUCAUGCACUUGAUUGUGAUGAUUCACUUGGUGAACGUUAUCCAUUUAUAUUAAAACAUGUUAAUGAAGAUGGAAAACGAUGUUCAAUUUGUCCAUGGAAUCGUUUUUGUAUUGGUUGUUCUUUUGAAUCGAAUGAUAAUGAAUUUUUAUAUACACGUGGAAAUAUAGCUAUUGAAUGGGAAUCAUCUGCUUAUUAUCUUCGAUAUUUAUCUGGUCGUGAACAAGAUGUUGAAAUUCAUUCAAGUGUAAAAAUUGUUCGAACAAUAAAUAAUAAUGAUACAAAUAAUGAUGAACAAUCAUCAAUAAUUACACUUGAAGAUUGUCUACAAACAUUUAUUAAUUGGGAAAAUCUUGAUAAUAAAGAAAUGUUUAAUUGUAAACGAUGUAAAAAAUUACAGCCAGCUGAUAAAAAACUUGAUAUUUGGAAAUUACCACCAUGUUUGAUUUUUCAUAUAAAACGUUUUCAAUUAUCAAAUAAUCGUUGGAUAAAAUCUUCUCGUUCGGUUCGUUUUCCUAUUCGUUCAUUUUAUCCAUCAAAAUAUCUUCCUCAACGUUCAUCAAUAAUUAAUUCAUUAUCAACUUCAACUAUUGAAGAUAAUCUAAGUACUUCAUCAUCUUCAUUAUCAUCAAUAAUAACAGCACCAGAUAUUAUAUCAUUAUCUACAACUUCAUCUUCUUAUUUAACUAAUGGAAAUAAUUUUUAUUCACAACAAAAUUAUUCUAAUAUUGGAUUACCACCACCUGAAUCAUUAGAUGAAUUAGAAAAAAAACAGAAAACUGGAUUUGGACGACGAAAAAAUAAAAAUGAAAUUUUAAAUGAUAAAUCGAAUAUUCCCUGUCCACCAAAAUUUAUUCAAAUGAAUGAUCAAACAUUUGGCUCAGCUGAUAAUAAUUUUGAUGCUGAUAAUACUGCUUAUAAUCUUUAUGCAUUUGUUUGUCAUUAUGGAGUUAUUGGUGGCGGUCAUUAUGUAGCAUUUGUUAAAAAUCAUAUUAAUCAACAAUGGUAUUGUUUUAAUGAUAGUUCAUGCAAGCCUGUUUCAGAAAGUUUUCUUGAACAAUGUUCAUCAUCAGCUUAUUUAUUAUUUUAUGAACGUGAAUAUCUUGAUCAUCGUUGUUAUAUGCCUAAUGUUGAAGGUAAAAAUCAAGUGGCUAAUGAAUUAUCAUUAACUAGUGAUGAUCGUUGGUGUUCAUUAAUGUGA
This is a messenger RNA of Rotaria sordida, 4356 nucleotides long. The record is from the annotation of a GenBank genome assembly. NCBI's taxonomy places the organism in Eukaryota, Metazoa, Rotifera, Eurotatoria, Philodinida, Philodinidae.